Messenger RNA from Daphnia magna, 931 nucleotides. RefSeq lists its product as uncharacterized. Lineage: Eukaryota; Metazoa; Arthropoda; Branchiopoda; Diplostraca; Daphniidae. The coding region runs from base 203 to 931 and encodes 242 amino acids. The record is from RefSeq and is a predicted model, not a curated record. The transcript is spliced from 4 exons.
ACUAGGUAAAAGGGUUGGCCUAGGACAACCCUUUUACAAGCCUGCUUUUACAUGGGAUCACGGAAUACAACCGUCUUUUGUUUUCUCGUAGAGACUUUUAAGGUGCACUUUCAUCGUCUAAUUUGAAAGAUCCAUUUUUUAGCAGUUGAUUUCCCUAGCUUAUUGUUCACAUUUCUGAAUCAAAAUCUGAUCAAAAUUCAUUAUGGAAUUGAAAAAGAGUAGGAAAAAAACGAUUGUGUGGAAGGAGGAGGAAUCGGCUCCCAAAAGAUCUAGGAAGAAAGCUCCGGAAAGUGUAAUGUCUGAAUCAACAAAAACUAGGGUUAAAAAGACAACUUAUAUUGAUGGAAUUCAGUCAAAACCCGCCUUAAAAAGCAACAAGUCAGGUAACUUGGCUGAAGCUGUUGAAAACCUAAGCGACCAAAGCAUCUCAAAUUAUCUUGAGCCCGUUGCUGGACCUUCAUUGUCUGCUGAAGACCCAUGCCAUAAUGCUCAGACUCAAGACUUGUCUGUAGGAGAAGACUAUGACCUCAUCGACACAUGGAUGCUUUCGCUCCGUUAUAGUGAAGCCAUUGUCCAAACUAAAAAAGAAAUGGGGGAAUUCGUCCGGUCGCUCAUCUCGCUAUGCAAAGAUCUUGAGAACGAUAUUACUAACUACACGAAAAUUAGGCCUGUUACCCUUCUUGACUAUAGCCGGUCGGUCUUGGCCAAGACAGAAAUUGCCCGUAUCUUGGAAGUAAUCGAUAAAGCAGUGCAUGCAUUCACAGACGUUCUCAACCUUAACUUUUCGGAGGAUCUGCAGAUUGAGCCGGACGACUUUCUCGAAAGAGUCGAACAAGAGGAAUAUUUCUUAGAAGCUCUCCAAGAACUGACCGAUGAUGAAAGUGAUGCAUACAGGGAAGUGGAAGACGGUGACGAAUCUGAAAAAGAAUAG